UUUUCAUUGAGUAUAAAAGGGAACGAGAAACUGACAAUAUUUCAUCACUUGUAAAAUGAGAGCGUGAUAAAGUACAGUUUAGGAAUUGUCAUGAAGUGUAAAGAGGAAAAUUUGUGUCUGGUGGUUUUGGCCUUGGGAUUUUUGCAGACUUGUAGCGGAGCUCAUUUAAAAGUGGAAAAUAAGGAGCACAUGUCAAACAAUGACCUCGUCGCCGCGCCUAUUGAAAAGAGGCAGAACAUAGAAAGUGGGACGACACGCACCUCCCGCCAACAGAGAUGGCCCUUCAUUAUUUAUGGCGGGUGUUCUCCAUAUCCCCCGUGGAAGGCGACACCCCCACAAGCGUUUUGGGGUAAUCAGCGUGCCGUACCGUCAAUGAUUUCGUUCGGGUUCAGGUGAUCGGAAAAUUACGAACAAUUUCUCACCUUACAGACUUCUGCGCAAUGAUGGCGAAUGGUUGUCUUUUAUCGUAUGGAGCCUUCAUUAAUUGCGAAGGGUCGGGACCGUCACCGAGUGCCACGUGCAACGCGCCAAUCUCGAGCAGCUUCGACAACUCGUGCACCUUUGUGCCAGGAUGUUCCCUGGAAACAAUGGGGCUUGCUCACGUGUGCACGUGCAGGGGCUGAAAGUGCUCUCCAGCUGACUAAUUAUUUUCGUAGGUGUGGAUGUUUGCAUUUUGAGCGAUAGUUUUGAAAAAAUCUUUGAAUAAACCGUAAUUUUGUCUUGGAUUACGAAAUUUAUUAUUUUCAAAUUUUUAUCUGACUUAUAAAAUUGAACGCGUGAUGUGGGAAAUAAAGGCAUCAAAGUGAUCGUUUUCA
Messenger RNA from Folsomia candida, 815 nucleotides. RefSeq lists its product as uncharacterized. The record is from RefSeq and is a predicted model, not a curated record. The transcript is spliced from 6 exons. NCBI's taxonomy places the organism in Eukaryota, Metazoa, Arthropoda, Collembola, Entomobryomorpha, Isotomidae. Bases 91 to 396 code for a protein of 101 amino acids.